Triticum aestivum (bread wheat) is the source of this 1937-nucleotide messenger RNA. Its product is annotated as E3 ubiquitin-protein ligase RDUF1. The transcript has a single exon. Gene Ontology annotation, cellular component: cytoplasm. Gene Ontology annotation, molecular function: ubiquitin protein ligase activity. The record is from RefSeq and is a predicted model, not a curated record. Lineage: Eukaryota; Viridiplantae; Streptophyta; Magnoliopsida; Poales; Poaceae. Gene Ontology annotation, biological process: protein ubiquitination. The coding region runs from base 450 to 1649 and encodes 399 amino acids.
AACGACAAGCGAGUAGAAAAGAAGCGGCGACGAAGCCGCGUCCGUCGGAGACCGACCGUCACGCCAUUCUCAUUCCCCACGGCAAUAAACCACCACCAUUUCCUCCCCGCUUCCGCUUCCACGCGCUUUGAUUUGUCGCCCGCCGGUUAAAACCCCCUCCCUCCCCCACUCCACCGUCUCCUCCAUUCCUUUCCGGCUUUCCCCAACAACCAGCCCCCCCUCCACAGGGGCACCUCCUCCUCCUCCCAGCACUUCUCCUCCGCCGCCGGUCAAGGGAUCCGACGCUCUCCUCUUCUGCGUCGCCGGAUCGGUCGCCGAGGGUCAAGCGUCACCGCCGGCCAAGGGGGACAACGGAGGAGCGUUCUGGUGCUGAGCUCUGCUGGCCAGAUCUGAGCUCGGAGGAGAAAAGUCAAAGUCUGCAUCUUUUCUUGCCGUGUGCCUGCCUGUCCAUGGAUUCCUCUCCGGCCGCGUCGGCGUCCUACUGGUGCUACAGCUGCGACCGCUUCGUGCGCGCCGCGUCGUCGCCGGAGGGGGGCGGCGACGUCGCCUGCCCGGACUGCGGCGGCGGGUUCCUCGAGGAGAUGCGCCGGACCCCGCCGGCCCCCGCCUACCUCCGCCGCCCGCGCGCGCACCACGCCAACGACCUCCGCCUCCGCCGCAGCCGCCGUGCCGCCGCCGCGGCAGCCGCGGCCGCCUCCGCCUCUGGAGGAGGUGGCGGGGGCGACCGCGCGCCGUUCAACCCGGUCAUCGUGCUGCGGCGCUCGGCGCUCGGCGUCGCACCGGGGGAAGACAACGGCGACGACGACGGCGCGCUCGCCGCGGCGAGCAGCUUCGAGCUCUUCUACGACGACGGGGCGGGCUCGGGCCUGCGCCCGCUGCCGGAGAGCAUGUCGGACUUCCUCAUGGGGUCCGGGUUCGAGCGGCUCCUGGGCCAGCUCGCGCAGAUCGAGGCGGGCGGGCUCACGCGGGCCCGCGAGACCCCGCCGGCGUCCAAGGCGGCCGUCGAGUCCAUGCCCACCGUCGCCAUCGCGGCCUCCCACGUCGCCGCCGACUGCCACUGCGCCGUCUGCAAGGAGCCCUUCGAGCUCGGCGCCGACGCCAGGGAGAUGCCCUGCGCCCACAUCUACCACGAGGACUGCAUCCUCCCCUGGCUGCAGCUCCGCAACUCCUGCCCGGUGUGCCGCCACGAGAUGCCCACCGACACCGCUGCCGCGCGGUCGCAGGCGGCCAGUGCCGGGGCCGAGGAGGAGACCACCGUGGGCCUCACCAUCUGGAGGCUGCCCGGAGGCGGGUUCGCCGUCGGGAGGUUUGCCGGCGGGAGGAGGCCCGAGGAGAGGGAGCUCCCGGUCGUUUACACGGAGAUGGACGGCGGUUUCAACCACGGCGGCGCGCCGAGGAGGAUCUCGUGGGGGUCGAGGCAGAGCCGGUCGACGGAGAGGAGCGCCAUUCGACGCAUCUUCCGCAAUAUGUUCGCCUGCUUUGGCCGCGGCCAUUCGGCGAGCUCCCACGCUUCGUCCUCCCAAAUGAGGCCUGAGGAGAUGACCGAGGCAUCGGAUCACUCCGCGGCGUUCAGCCACGGCUCGAGAAGCCGGAGCAUGAGCUGGAGGCUCGAAGACGGCCACGCCGCCGACACGAUGGUGCAGAGAUAGUCCUCAACUCUGAACCGAAAGAAAAAAAAGGUUGCCGAUUGCUUCUGUUUCAUGUUUUUAUGUAUUUAUAGAAGAAAAGAAAGGGAACACGACGAUUUGUAGAACAGAAUUGGUGUUGUACAUAGGAGCAGAGCAACAUCUGCUAUAUUAGUUACAGGGGAGAGAUGUCCACUGUGAUUCUGAAUCGAGCAUUUGGAACCUAGGUGAUGAAUUGCUUUGUUGGUACUAGCAAACAAUGUGUUUGAUGAUUUUUGAUUCAUUUAAUUCAAUUUGGCCUGGUCUUUACAA